Molecule: messenger RNA, 345 nt
Organism: Budorcas taxicolor (takin)
Lineage: Eukaryota; Metazoa; Chordata; Mammalia; Artiodactyla; Bovidae
Product: small cysteine and glycine repeat-containing protein 4-like
Exons: 1
Coding region: 1-345 (114 amino acids)
Source: RefSeq, a predicted model, not a curated record
AUGGGCUGCUGUGGUUGUGGAAGUUGUGGUGGCUGCGGUGGUGGCUGCAGUGGCGGCUGCAGUGGCGGCUGCGGUGGCGGCUGUGGUGGUGGCUGCGGUGGUGGCUGCGGUGGCAGCUGUGGCAGUUGCAACAGCUGCAGGUGCUACCGGGUGGGCUGCUGCAGCAGCUGCUGCCCCUGCUGCUGCGGCUGCUGUGGGGGCUGCUGCAGCGUCCCCGUGGUCUGCUGCCACCGCCGCACCUGCAGCUGCCACUCAUGUGGCUGCGGUGGUGGGAAGGGCUGUUGCCAGCAGAAGAGCUGCUGCUGCCAGCAGAAGUGCAGCUGCCAGAAGCAAUGCUGCCACUAG